This is a messenger RNA of Telopea speciosissima, 2713 nucleotides long. Its product is annotated as eukaryotic initiation factor 4A-14-like. Gene Ontology annotation, molecular function: RNA helicase activity; ATP binding; protein binding. Gene Ontology annotation, cellular component: transcription export complex; THO complex. Bases 76 to 2445 code for a protein of 789 amino acids. The transcript is spliced from 17 exons. NCBI's taxonomy places the organism in Eukaryota, Viridiplantae, Streptophyta, Magnoliopsida, Proteales, Proteaceae. Gene Ontology annotation, biological process: mRNA export from nucleus. The record is from RefSeq and is a predicted model, not a curated record.
GGCUUAUGAGUAGCAGAGUUAACUCUUUUUAACUUUCCCCAAGCAGCUUCAGUUUCUUCUCUUUCGUAGUCUAAAAUGGGAGGAGACGCGACGAAUUGGAACGAAGAUGGUUACAGGAACAGCAUUUUGCAGGAUAGAGAACUCCAAUUUCGAACUAUAUUCAGAAAUGUAUUCGCUCCAUCUCAAAACCCUAGCCCAGAGAUAAUCGUCGUUGCUUCAAGCAACGGAUCCAUUGCUCCCUACUCGAUCUCUUCCUGCAUCUCUUCACACUCAUUAAAUGUUGGUAGGACAAGGAAUCAGCAGCCUUUGCCUGGCUAUUUAGUGGCUGAACCUCUUUGCUCCGUUCAAGGACACGAUGGACCAGCUUAUGAUGUCAAAUUUUAUGGUGAUGGGGAAGAUUCUUUAUUAUUAAGUUGUGGAGAUGAUGGUCGGAUUCGGGGGUGGAAGUGGAUGGAAUUACUAAAUCCAGAGAUGCCUAUUCCUACACAAGGAAAUAAUUUGGAGCCAUUACUUGACUUGGUAAAUCCUCAACAUAAAGGUCCUUGGGGUGCUCUUUCUCCAGUUCCCGAAAACAAUGCAAUUGCUGUCAAUAGCCAGGAGGGAUCCAUUUAUUCAGCCGCUGGUGAUUCAUGUGCCUAUUGCUGGGAUGUGGAAAAAGGAAAAGUCAAAAUGGUUUUCAGGGGGCACUCUGACUACUUGCAUUGCAUUUCUGCACGUAACUCAAGCAAUCAGAUACUAACUGGUUCAGAGGAUGGGACAGCACGGAUAUGGGACUGCAAAAGUGGAAAAUGUAUCCAAGUGAUACGUCCACAAAAGGAUAAGAAGUUCAAGGAAGGCUGCUCAUGGGUUAGUUGUGUUGCUCUUGAUGCAAGUGAAAGCUGGUUGGUUUGUGGUGGUGGGAGUUGUUUAUCUGUCUGGAAUCUUCAUGCUUGUGAGUUCAUUUCAAGGAUUGCCACUUGUUCCCCUACUCAAGACAUAUUAUUUGAUGAUAAUCAAAUUUUAGCAGUUGGUGCAGAACCUGUUCUCAGUCGUUUGAACAUUGACGGGUUGCUUCUCUCACAGAUACAAUGUGCUCCUCCGUCAGCGUUCUCUGUCUCGUUGCAUCCAUCUGGUGUUUUGGCAGUUGGAGGGUACGGAGGACUAGUUGACGUCAUCUCACAGUUUGGGAGCCAUUUGUGCACAUUCCGAUGCAGAGGUGUAUUCAUGGCGGCAGUGCCACCAGAAGGAUCCCAAUUUGAUGCUAGACAAUACGAUGCUAAAAUGACUGAAUUACUUGGAACUGAUGGGCAGGAUUUCUUUACAUCAUAUGAUGAAGUAUAUGACAGUUUUGAUUCUAUGGGCUUGCAAGAGAAUCUUCUCAGGGGCAUCUAUGCAUACGGGUUUGAAAAGCCCUCUGCUAUUCAACAAAGGGGGAUUGUGCCAUUCUGCAAAGGUCUUGAUGUUAUUCAGCAGGCACAGUCUGGAACGGGAAAAACAGCAACUUUCUGCUCUGGAAUUCUGCAACAGCUUGAUUAUGGUUUAGUGGAAUGUCAGGCCCUGGUGCUUGCACCCACCAGGGAGCUUGCGCAACAAAUUGAGAAGGUUAUGCGUGCACUUGGUGACUAUCUUGGUGUGAAAGUUCAUGCUUGUGUUGGUGGAACUAGCGUCCGUGAGGAUCAGCGCAUUCUCUCAAGUGGAGUGCAUGUUGUAGUUGGCACCCCAGGUCGUGUCUUUGACAUGUUACGGAGGCAAUCUCUUCGCCCUGAUUACAUUAAAAUGUUUGUUCUUGAUGAGGCUGAUGAAAUGCUUUCACGAGGUUUCAAGGAUCAGAUCUAUGAUAUUUUCCAGCUAUUGCCAUCUAAGGUUCAGGUAGGUGUUUUUUCUGCCACAAUGCCUCCGGAAGCCCUUGAGAUCACAAGGAAAUUCAUGAACAAGCCUGUGAGGAUUCUGGUUAAGCGUGAUGAACUUACCCUUGAGGGUAUCAAGCAGUUCCAUGUCAAUGUUGAGAAGGAGGAUUGGAAGCUUGAGACUCUUUGUGAUCUUUAUGAGACUCUGGCCAUCACACAGAGUGUUAUCUUUGUCAAUACACGACGCAAGGUUGACUGGUUGACAGACAAGAUGCGUAGCCGUGACCAUACUGUAUCUGCAACUCAUGGAGAUAUGGACCAGAACACCAGGGACAUCAUCAUGCGAGAAUUCAGAUCUGGUUCCUCCCGAGUGCUCAUUACCACAGAUCUUCUGGCACGUGGUAUUGAUGUCCAGCAAGUAUCCCUUGUCAUAAACUAUGACCUUCCCACACAGCCUGAGAAUUAUCUCCACCGUAUUGGACGUAGUGGAAGGUUUGGGAGGAAAGGUGUUGCUAUCAAUUUUGUGACGCGGGAUGAUGAUAGGAUGCUGUUCGACAUCCAGAAGUUCUAUAAUGUGGUCAUUGAGGAACUGCCUUCAAAUGUUGCAGACCUUCUCUGAGUUUUUAUUUGUUUUUGUCAAGGUAAUCUGCUAUCAAUUUCGUGGGAACUAUUUAAUAUGUUUGUAGUGGGUCUAGUUUCUUUAUUUAGUGUUAUUGAACCUUGUCUGAGUUAUAUGGAUCCUGCAUAUUUGCAAUGGUGGAAUCCAUAAUUUCCCAUUUUGGGAUGUUUUGGUGUUCGUCCGUUUCAAAUUUUGUUGCGGGCUGGGUUUUGUAUCUUACCGAGUCUUUUAUUACCUAAAGAUGAUUAGUUUGGAUUGGUUCUCUUUU